This is a messenger RNA of Orycteropus afer afer, 1356 nucleotides long. The record is from RefSeq and is a predicted model, not a curated record. NCBI's taxonomy places the organism in Eukaryota, Metazoa, Chordata, Mammalia, Tubulidentata, Orycteropodidae.
AUGGAGACUCCCGGCGCCUCGGCCCGGGCCCUGUUGCUUGCCACCGCGCGGAAGCCGGGGCGGAAGCGCACAGCAGGGACGACAAGGGCUGCGACGAGCAAACAGCAGGUCUUGGACGAGGAAGAGUACAUCGAGGGCCUCCAGACGGUCAUCCAGAGAGACUUCUUCCCUGAUGUGGAAAAGCUUCAGGCCCAGAAGGAGUACCUCGAGGCCGAGGAGAACGGAGACCUGGAGCGCAUGCGUCAGAUUGCCAUCAAGUUUGGCUCGGCCCUGGGCAAGAUGUCGCGAGAGCCCCCACCCCCCUACGUGACUCCAGCUACGUUUGAAACUCCCGAGGUCCACACAGGCCCUGGCGUGGGGGGCAACAAGCCCCAGCCCCGGGGCCGAGGACCGGAGGAUGGUGAGUGGGAGGAGGAGAAGGAAAAGGAACCACUGCCCAGCCUGGACGUCUUCCUGAGUCGGCACACGAGUGAGGACAACGCCUCCUUCCAGGAGAUCAUGGAGGUGGCCAAGGAGAAAAGCCGUGCACGCCAUGCCUGGCUCUACCAGGCUGAGGAGGAGUUCGAGAAGAGGCAGGAAGACAGUCUUGCAUUGCCGUCGGCUGAGCACCAAGCCAUCGAGAGCGGCAAGGCCGGAGUAGAGACCUGGAAGUACACGGCCAAGAACUCCCUUAUGUACUACCCAGAGGGUGUCCCUGAUGAGGAGCAGCUAUUCAAGAAGCCACGGCAGGUGGUGCAUAGGAACACGCGCUUCCUCAGGGACCCGUUCAGCCAGGCCCUGAGCAGGUUCCAGCUCCAGCAGGCAGCUGCCCUUAAUGCCCAGGUGGUGGUGGUGUCCUCGCCCUCCACAGGUGUGAAUGAGUCCCCUCUGAUGACCUGGGGUGAGGUAGAGAACACGCCCCUGAGAGUAGAAGGAGCAGAGACGCCCUACGUGGACAGGACUCCGGGACCAGCUUUCAAGAUCUUGGAGCCGGGGCGUCGGGAACGGCUGGGGCUGAAGAUGGCCAACGAGGCUGCCGCCAAGAACCGGGCCAAGAAGCAGGAGGCCUUGCGCAGAGUCACGGAGAACCUGGCCAGCCUUACUCCCAAAGGCCUCAGUCCAGCCAUGUCCCCAGCCCUGCAGCGCCUUGUGAGCAGGACAGCCAGCAAGUACACAGACCGGGCCCUGCGGGCCAGCUACACACCAUCGCCAGCACGCUCGACCCACCUCAAGACCCCAGCUGGCGGGCCGCAGACCCCCACAAGCACCCCGGCGCCUGGCUCUGCUACCCACACCCCUCUCCUCCAGGACCCGGCCUCCAUCACAGACAACCUGCUGCAAUUGCCUGCCCGGCGCAAGGCCUCCGACUUCUUUUAG